Messenger RNA from Cornus florida, 1278 nucleotides. RefSeq lists its product as uncharacterized. Lineage: Eukaryota; Viridiplantae; Streptophyta; Magnoliopsida; Cornales; Cornaceae. The record is from RefSeq and is a predicted model, not a curated record. Bases 1 to 1278 code for a protein of 425 amino acids. The transcript is spliced from 7 exons.
AUGAGGAACAAAGGGAAAUUGGCCCUAGGCCGACUAGGGGUGAUGAGGGAUAAUGUUGAAGCACCCGUAGAAGUGGGUAAAGGUUCUGUGGCAUUGGAGUUGAAUCGUUUAUUGCAAAGCGCCGUGAGGGCAACGAUUGCCGCUCAAUCGCAGUCGACACUACAACCUACAGUUCAAGUUGAGGAGACGUCAGCUCAGAAGCGUCUUAAGAUCAUUAAAGGGUUUUCUCAGUUGAUGCCGGUUAUGUUUGAAGGCGGUGCGGAUCCAAUGAUAGCAGACGACUACAUGGACCAAGUUGAGACUCAGUUGACUUUAAUGGAUGUGACAGAAGAUCAUUUGAAGAUCAUCCUAGCAACUUACAAGUUUGCUAAGGAUGCUAAGCUCUGGUGGAAAUCAGUCACGAGUCGGUUUAAGGUGGAAAACAUGAGUUGGAAUAAAUUCAAGGAGCUAUUUUAUGAGAAGUAUUUUCUGAUUUCCAAAAGAUGGGAGCUAAAAGAUCAGUUUCUUGGCCUCAUCCAAGGCAACAUGUCAGUGGCGGAAUAUGAGAACAAAUUCACUUUACUUUCUCGCUUUGCUCCGGAAAUGGUUUAUUCUGAAGCAGUAGAGAAGGCUUUGAUGCUUGAGGCUGAUAUCAAAGACAAGGAUGUAAGAAGGAAACAGAAGAGAGGUGCAAGGCCAUCUUCAGAAGGAUCUUCUUGGAAGAAGAAUAAGGGUGUGUUAGCAGCCUGGGCAUUACAAGUCCAGCUGUCCCAUGAGAUCGUCUUUAGUUACUUCAGCUCCAAGGGCUUGCUAUGGCAGUCCGGUAUUCAGGGUGGCAGUUCUCAGGCACAGGCACUGCAGGGCCGUGUCUUUGUACUUGAACCGGCUGAUGCAUCUUCUAGACCGUCAGUUCUUAGAGGGUUGGAGGUCAGUUUCAUGGAUCAGGCGUUGUGUGUUGAUACGCCAAUCAGGGUUACGAUAGGUAGAGUUACAGUUUGCACUCCUGAGGGAGAUUGUUUCUUUUUCAUGGGAGAUCGGAGUGAUUCCCAGCCUUCGUCAUUGUAUGGAAUUCGUGAACGAAGUCGUGGAGAUUAUUUCUUAGCUAGUCUUCUAGCCGAGGAAGAUGAUGUUGUGGGAGAAGACUAUCCGGAGGUAGUUCGUGAUUUUCUAGAUGUAUUUCCAGAGGAUUUGAUAGAGUUGCCUCCUUACCGGGAAGUGGAGUUCACUAUUGACUUGGUGUCCGGUACCGCGCCAAUUUCUAUGGCACCGUAUCAUAUAGCACCAGUUGAAUUGGAAUAG